GCCUUACGGGCAGAUCGAGUUGGUAAACACGCAACACUGUUGUGUACUGCCUUCACAGACGGUAGGGCUCUUUACCUAGUUCAGUUCCUUGCCCCGUCGCGAAAUUCGAUUUGUAGUUUUUAGCUGCGUGAUGUAUUCUUAGGUGGACAGGAGCCAAAUGGCCUCGGAGCGGAGGUAGAGACUAAGGAGAUGAGGUACGGCCAGCUGAAGGGCCUGGCUGAAGAUGACGGUGUCAGGAUCCUGCAGAAGCUCUCCAGCCCCGAGCUGCAGGACAUGUUCAACAGGCUCACCUGUGAGAGCGAUCUCGAUGGCGCCAGGAUGUGCCUCGUGGUCAGGGUGCUGGCCAAGCUGUGCGUGGUCGAGUACCAACCCCUCGUCGCCAGCUUGUUCUGCCGGGUGUGUCGACAAGAGUUUCUCAACAGGCUGCUCCUGCACAUCGUGCAGCUAAGCGUUUUGACUGACGAUACGGCCGCCACAGCCGACUUCUAUCGGGACUUCUGCCGACUAUGCCACGGCAUAGUGAAGUUGAUCCCGACGCUCGCCUGGGACAAGCUCGACAACAUGGUCCGCAAGGCCGCAUCCGAGCUGACCCAGCUGCCUCCCUUCGAGGGGGCUACAGAAAUUGGCAAGGAUUUGGACUUGAUCAGGGCCAAGCUGGCCGUCGAGAGGGAGCGUUUGAGCAAGGACCCACAGCCACCAUCUUCUCGCUCGAGAUGGAGGACCGGUGGGAAGCAGUCUGCUCAUCACAAGUUCCGGUUUGACGACUUGACCCCACCCGACGACUUCCGCAUGAUAUCCGUCUACCCGACGGUGGAGGACAUCUCUGAGCCAGGGCAGCCGUACCUAAGGCGCGCUCUACCGCGUGGGCCUUACCGGGACGCCAACCACUACCUGGACGUGCACUUCCGUUUGCUGAGGGAGGAUUUUGUGCGUCCACUGCGCGAGGGCAUCGUGGAGUACUGCAAGAAGAUGGCGGAGAUGCCGCCAGACAG
Molecule: messenger RNA, 992 nt
Organism: Frankliniella occidentalis (western flower thrips)
Lineage: Eukaryota; Metazoa; Arthropoda; Insecta; Thysanoptera; Thripidae
Source: RefSeq, a predicted model, not a curated record